Messenger RNA from Jatropha curcas, 2014 nucleotides. RefSeq names its product zinc finger protein CONSTANS-LIKE 15. Gene Ontology annotation, molecular function: zinc ion binding; protein binding. The record is from RefSeq and is a predicted model, not a curated record. NCBI's taxonomy places the organism in Eukaryota, Viridiplantae, Streptophyta, Magnoliopsida, Malpighiales, Euphorbiaceae.
AUGUCUCUCUUAUUUCAUCCCAGAAAGCCACACUGAACAAACCUCUCUGCGUCUUGUCGUUUUUAGCUCUCCAUACCAUAUAUAAGCUUUCCCUCUUCUAGGGUUUUUCCAAGCUUAAAGAUGGGUAGCCCCAAAUCGGAAACCAAACAGAGUGUUCCUUGCGAUUUCUGUAGCGAGCAGGUUGCCGUUCUCUACUGCAGAGCUGACUCCGCCAAGCUCUGUCUUUUCUGUGACCAGCAUGUGCACUCGGCCAACCUCUUGUCGCGGAAGCAUCUCCGAUCCCAGAUCUGUGAUAACUGCGGCUCCGAGCCUGUUUCUUUCCGUUGCGGAACCGACAAUUUGGUGCUUUGCCAGGAGUGCGAUUGGGAUGCCCACGGAAGUUGCCCUGUUUCCGCCUCACAUGAUCGGACCCCGAUCGAAGGGUUCUCAGGUUGUCCCUCAGCGCUGGAGCUGGCCUCAAAGUGGGGAUUCGAUCUCGACGAGAAGAAAUUGGAUCACCCGUUGAUUCAGAGCUGGAGCGGUGCUGGGACGCAGGAUUUGGUGAUGCAAAUCGAGCCGUGGGCGUUUAAAUCUUGUGAUGGUAUGAGUUUUCAGGAUUUGAUGGUGCCUAAUGACAAAGCCUUCGUUUAUGGGAAUGUGAAUAGUGUAGAUAUGGUGACUGCCUCGAAGAGGCAUCAGAGUCCUUGCUGUGGGAAAUACAAGCAAGCGAUAUACAAGCAGUUGGUGGGAUUGUUCAAAAGAAAUAUGAUGAAUGGUGACACUGGCGGCGGUGAUGGCGGCGGAGAGAGUAUGAUGCCGGUAACGCCAACCAGGAGUGGUUGGCAGGAGAAUGUGGACACAGUUGAUUUUGGGAAUGGAAAUGACGGAGUUAUUGACGCUGCCGGUGCUGGUUCUACAAUUCCUCAGCAAUCGUUUCAGGAACAGACGCCGUACGCCUCCUUGUUUAUGUUGCCGUCGCAGAUGGAUCUGAAACCCAGUGGUCGCGUGGUUCCUGGGGAUAUAAUGUGGGACAGUAAUGCCAGUACUCAUGGCACUCAGAUAUGGGAUUUUAAUUUAGGACAGUUGAGAACGCAUGAAGAAUCUGACCAAUUGGAAGUUGCAUAUGAUACGAGCAAUGCUGGGUUCACUAUAAAAAAUAUUGGCGAAUUCAUGAAAGAAACUUCAUUGAGUAGCGCAAAAAUGUUGGGAGAUAUGUACCAGAUCAAUUGCCCUAUUACACAUGAUGAUAUGGCAUUAUUUAAUAACAACACAAAUAACCCGACAGCCAGUCAAGGUCCAGAGACAUCUGAAAGCAACAAUCUACCAGUAGCAAAGGCAUCAUCAGAAUCAACUUUUGGUAAGUUGAAAGGGUCUAGCACAUGUAGAGAUAUCCAGUUCAUGGAAGAGAAGAUUCUUGUGAGAGGUGACAGCAUGAGAACAGUGCCAGCAACCAAGGCUGACAUAGAGCUGCUGGCAAAGAACAGAGGCACUGCCAUGCAGCGAUAUAAAGAGAAGAAGAAAACCCGAAGAUAUGAUAAGCACAUACGAUAUGAAUCAAGAAAGGCGAGAGCCGAUACAAGAAAGCGAGUGAAGGGUCGGUUUGUGAAGGCUAGUGAAGCUCUUGAUGGAUGAAAUCCUGCUUAGAUAGAGCUCCUAGCUCUAAUUGUAAAUAGUUUCAACAUUCCUCCCACAGUAAAUGUAAAAUUCAGUAGUCCCUGUUUCUUUGCAUUAUCCCUGCGCAUGCGUUUGAAGCAUGCAACCCCCCCCCCAAAAAAAAAUGCAGUUUCAUUUGAUGUUCUGGCAGUUCUUAAAUCAUAGCAGCACACAUGACGAGGGAGAAGAGCAGGUGGCUUAGGUGAAGGGACUAAUCUUUCACCCAGCUAAUAUCACAGUUAACAUGGUGUAACUUAUCUAUCGAUCAGUAUAAUUAAAUUAUUUUCCUUUUCCCGAGAGAAACAGACUUGAAUAGGUCGAGUUGUUUUUCUUACAUGUAAAAUAAUGUAACCAGGUGAUUGCGCUUGGCCAUUUUUGAUUA